AUGAAAUUAAUCAAAGAUUCUGACCCUACCCUCCCAAAUUCCUCCCAACCGGCCUUUAUAUAUGAUAUAGAAGAAGAAGAAAUCGAGAAAGUAAAAAACGAAAUACGAUUGAAGUUCAACGAAACAAUAUGUAACGCCCUCCCAAGAAUCCCAAUAACUGGCCCUCCCAUGACAAUUUAUCUCAACGAAUCGAACGAUCCUCCCAAAAGAAUAACGACGGCAAGGCAGAUACCAAUCCAUUAUAGGGAGGAAGCCAGCAAAAUAAUCGAUAAGGCACUAAACGACGGA
Molecule: messenger RNA, 288 nt
Organism: Paramuricea clavata
Lineage: Eukaryota; Metazoa; Cnidaria; Anthozoa; Malacalcyonacea; Plexauridae
Source: the annotation of a GenBank genome assembly